Grus americana (Whooping crane) is the source of this 4999-nucleotide messenger RNA. RefSeq names its product protein kinase AMP-activated catalytic subunit alpha 1 (gene PRKAA1). The transcript is spliced from 9 exons. Gene Ontology annotation, biological process: protein phosphorylation; intracellular signal transduction. Gene Ontology annotation, molecular function: ATP binding; protein binding; AMP-activated protein kinase activity. Gene Ontology annotation, cellular component: cytoplasm. The record is from RefSeq and is a predicted model, not a curated record. Bases 261 to 2078 code for a protein of 605 amino acids. Lineage: Eukaryota; Metazoa; Chordata; Aves; Gruiformes; Gruidae.
GGAACCGCCACCGCCGCUGAGGAGCGAGCCCUGCGCCCACCUCCCCCUCCCGCUCCCGAAAACCAGAAACCCAGAGGGUGAAUCCCCUCCGCUCCUCGGGGAUGUGUGUGUAAAAACGGGGCCCCCUCCCGGCCCCUCUCUCCGCCCUGCAGCCUCCGGGGACUGUUUCUCCCAUCCCACCGCCUCGCCUCGCCCCGCCGGCAGGAGCCGCACCCCCCCGGGGAGCCUCCGGGCCGACCCAGGCCUCCCCCCGAACCGCAAUGGUUUGUGCUCGGGGGGGCGGGGGGCGCCGGGAAGACCAUAAGUGCGGCGUUCGCUUCCGGGUUUCGGUGCGGGCGGGCGCUGUGUGGUUGCUCCUCCUUCGCCGGCGCUCAGGCCCCGUGCGGGCGGGUACUAUGCGCAGACUCGGUCCUUGGCUCAAGAUGGCGGCGGCGGAUAAACAGAAGCACGAGCACGGGCGGGUGAAGAUCGGGCACUACAUCCUGGGCGACACUCUCGGCGUCGGCACCUUCGGCAAAGUCAAGGUUGGCAAACAUGAGUUAACUGGGCAUAAAGUUGCAGUGAAGAUCCUGAAUCGACAGAAGAUUCGCAGCCUUGAUGUAGUAGGAAAAAUCCGCAGGGAGAUUCAGAACCUCAAACUCUUCAGGCAUCCUCAUAUAAUUAAGCUGUACCAGGUCAUCAGUACGCCAACUGACAUUUUCAUGGUGAUGGAGUAUGUUUCAGGAGGAGAAUUGUUUGAUUAUAUCUGUAAAAAUGGAAGGCUGGACGAGAAGGAAAGUAGACGUCUGUUCCAGCAAAUCCUUUCUGGUGUGGAUUACUGUCACCGGCAUAUGGUAGUACAUAGAGAUCUGAAGCCUGAAAAUGUGCUGCUUGAUGCACACAUGAAUGCCAAGAUAGCUGACUUUGGUCUAUCAAAUAUGAUGUCAGAUGGAGAAUUUUUAAGAACAAGCUGUGGUUCCCCUAACUAUGCUGCACCAGAAGUGAUUUCAGGAAGAUUGUAUGCAGGUCCAGAAGUAGAUAUUUGGAGCAGUGGAGUUAUUCUCUAUGCUUUGUUGUGUGGAACGCUUCCAUUUGAUGAUGAUCACGUGCCAACUCUUUUUAAGAAGAUAUGUGAUGGUAUCUUUUAUACCCCUCAGUACCUGAAUCCAUCUGUAAUUAGUCUUUUGAAGCACAUGCUGCAAGUGGAUCCAAUGAAGAGAGCAACAAUCAGAGACAUUAGGGAACAUGAAUGGUUUAAGCAGGACCUUCCCAAAUACUUGUUUCCUGAAGACCCAUCAUAUAGCUCUACCAUGAUUGAUGAUGAAGCCUUAAAGGAAGUGUGUGAGAAGUUUGAAUGCACUGAAGAGGAAGUACUAAGUUGUCUAUACAGCCGAAAUCAUCAGGACCCUUUAGCAGUUGCUUAUCACCUCAUUAUAGAUAAUAGAAGAAUAAUGAAUGAGGCCAAAGACUUCUACUUGGCUACAAGCCCACCGGAUUCUUUUCUUGAUGAUCACCACCUGUCUCGCCCUCAUCCUGAGAGAGUGCCAUUUUUAGUAGCUGAAGCACCACGUCCCCGUCAUACUCUUGAUGAGCUCAACCCACAGAAGUCAAAACACCAAGGUGUAAGAAGAGCGAAGUGGCAUUUGGGAAUACGGAGUCAGAGUCGACCAAAUGAUAUCAUGGCUGAAGUUUGUCGAGCAAUUAAACAACUGGAUUAUGAAUGGAAGGUUGUAAAUCCAUACUAUCUGCGUGUUCGAAGGAAGAACCCAGUGACAAGUGCGUAUUCCAAAAUGAGUCUACAGUUGUAUCAGGUGGACAGCAGGACAUACUUACUGGACUUCCGUAGCAUUGAUGAUGAAAUUACUGAAGUGAAGUCUGGGACUGCAACUCCACAGAGAUCAGGUUCUGUGAGCAACUAUAGAUCCUGUCAAAAAGAUUCAGAUGCUGAUGUGCAAGGAAAAUCUGUAGAUACAUCCCUUACCUCAUCAGUGACCUCUUCGCUUGACUCUUCCACAGCUGACUUAACUCCAAGACCAGGGAGUCAUACAAUAGAAUUCUUUGAGAUGUGUGCAAAUCUUAUUAAAAUACUUGCACAAUAGUUUUGAAGAUGCGCUUAUUUCUUUUAUAGCAAUAAGCAUGCCUAAAUCAUAGUCAGAUGCUUCCGAUUAUAAUCAAGUUAAAUUAAGGCGCUGGAAAAGCUAGCCACAGAAUGCAAUUUGCACAAGGAUUGAAAUGAUUAUGGGCAGUUACGUAUAUUAUUUUGAAGGUGGAGUGAAUUCUGAUUGUCUCCUGUCCAAUAGCAUAAUACAGAUACAGGAAAUCAGGUGCCCUUGGGGCAGUGUUCAUAACAUUUUACAUUGAGUGCACAUUAGUCUGCAUAUAACAACUAAGUUAGACCUCCUUGGUUUUUUCACUGGUAAUACAUAGCUCUGAUGCACUGUAAGUAAAUCUACAUUUCCUAGUUCAGUGACCUAAGGAUGACUUAUUGGUCACAAUCUACAGUUGUGCCUCAGCUGGUCAGAACUAUCAAUGUUUUCUAACAGUAACGUGUUAAAACUGCUGUGCUUCUUCCCCCUUAUUUGAUAGUAAAUGAUAAAGAAUAGUUUAAUGCAUUAUAAUGUACUACUUUUAACAACUGAUAAAUUUGAUUAAAUGCAUGCAAAUCCAACCAGUUGGAAAUGCGUGUAGGUGUUCUGUAAUGCACUAAAGGCAAGAGCAAGAAACUUAAUGCUGAGGAGCCUUCGCAUCCCAUGGGCUAAAACAAAAUGUGGCUAUGUGAAGGAGAACUGUCAGCAGCCUCUUGAUCUGUGCAUACACCUUAGUGUGGUAGCAGCACAGCAGCUCCCCGCUGCUGCUGCAGGCUGAGAAUCCUUUUUCUCAGAAACAUGUGCAUGUAGUUAAAAGCACAGCCUAAGGGCUCUUGCAUGCUAUUCCAGAAUCUGAAAUUGACAGUUUUUUAACAUAUGUGUUAAUACUUUGAUGCAGGUGUUUAUCACAUGUUAACUUAGCAUAUACUAUAAAGAAUUCACUUUGCAGUUGAAACUACAUGUACAUGUUUGGUUUUCCCAGGCUUCCUUUAUAGCAAACUUUGUUAUUUAAAUUCAUCGUGAAAUUAAAUAGUCCAGCUUUUCAGCUGAACAUGGAAAACUGAUCAUGAAAACAGGAGUGUUAAUAUUCAAAAAGUUUUCAACAGUAAAUUGCAAUUAUCCAUAAAAUAAAUCCUUCUGCAUUUAUAGUUUUUUGCAAUGUUCCAGGAAGAAAAUUGAACCUUAUAUGUUAAAAUCACAGUACUUGCACAAAAACAUUUAGUCUCUUGUAAAUUAGAUAUAAUUAGCCACAGUGCUGUUUUCAUGUAGCACUAAUAGAUAUAAACAGUAAACUGUAUGUCAUAAAAUGUUUAGUUUUGUAUUCAAGAAUUAAUGUACUCUUCAAAAUAAACUUCAUGAACUACUCUGUUUCAAAGGUUGCUAUCCCAGGGAGAGGCUGGAAAUCAUGGCAUUACUAUGAACAGUUAAACCUGGGCUCUUUAAAAUGGUUGGGGAUCCUUGCCAAUGAGAUUUCAUCCACAGAACACUGCUAGCUACAGAUAGAAGAACAGUUUAUUCCAGGCCAACUGGCUUCAGUCCAGACAUUCAUGUUAUGAACAUGCAUAGAAUCUGAAGAAACGUAAAGCUGCUUUAAGCCCUGUAACUGCUGUAACUGCAUUCUGAACUGGGCGGUUGUGUGGUCUAUCUAGUAUGUAGGUGCAAGUUAGAACUUGAAUUGCUUGUCCUCAAGCAUCACACACGGUCCCUGUAAUACAAAGUUGUAUUGCUGUAUCUCAGAGUGGAAGAUUCCCCUUAGAUAAAGCUUGGGAUUUAAACUCCUGAGAUUGAGAUGUCAACAUGAGGGACCAGCUGCAUAAUCCUACUUUGAAGUGCUGUUUUUAAUCUUGUAAGAAUUGGGCCUCAUGUACUGAGUAAAUUGGUGUGUUCAUUUUUGCUACCCUUUUAUUUUGAAAUUGUUAAAUAGUGCACUUGUACGAAUAUAACAAAACGCACAGGUUUUUUAUUUGUUGUAAUUCAUCAUCUGGAACUGGUUUGGGAUCACUCUUGCAUAUGUUAAACUAAGUAUGUAUAAAUGGUAUCUGCUCCUGGUUUGCAAACUUGUAAUGCUGAUCACAAAUGCAAGCUGUCAAGGUGCAAAUAGCUUUUAAUUUUAUAUACUUUUUUUGGCCCUCUUGUGCAUUAAGACCACCAUGGUUUUUCCUUUGUUUUGGUAUCUGGAGAUGAAAGUAAGUUUCUGCAGAAGUGUGCUGUAUGCAUAGUUUUAAAUAAAGUAAAAGUUAUUGGUAUGAUAAAUUAGUUUUGAUGGCCAAAAGUUUUCUGAUUGAACUGAGAUUUUUGUAGGGGGUGGGGAGGGAGAAAGGGGACAGACAACUUAGUUGAACCCAGAACAGCUGCCUGUCGGGUGACUUUCCUAUGCUUUGUAGAUCUUGCUGUUGAAACAGCUUUCCUCACAUGUUCCUACUGAUCUUGCAGACCCUUUUUUUUUAGCAUCACACCUAGUGUCUGCCAGCAUGCUAUGAAACAAAACUUUACUGCAAAAGCUGCCAGGGUUGUGAGGACGCAGUUUAUGCAAAUACACAAAUUGGUCAAGUAUGUUACUCUGUUUUCCCAAGCUCACUCCUGUUGGAGUACAUUGAAUUAUCUUGCCUUUGUAUUGUGAUUUUUUCAAAAACAUGGAUGAACCUGAUUGUCCAUGUGCAAUAUAACUCAGUAGUGGAUAAAAAUUCAUCAUGGGUGCAAUAUUUAAAAAAACUUUAAUGUUUGUCUUGAUAUGAGUGUUUAAUACAAAAGUGGAAAUAAAUUUUAUUUUACCAGUUGAUUACCAUUGUAAGAUAUGAAAAGAUGUGCCUACUUCCUAUGUUAAUUUCUUUUGACAAAGCUGAUUGGCAAAAAAUGCUUGUUUAUAACUGUAUAACUUUUUAAACUUUCAAAACUUUAAGUAAACAUGAAAUGCUGAACCAUGUCAUUUGAAA